Molecule: messenger RNA, 4854 nt
Organism: Acyrthosiphon pisum (pea aphid)
Lineage: Eukaryota; Metazoa; Arthropoda; Insecta; Hemiptera; Aphididae
Product: kinesin-like protein CG14535
Exons: 21
Coding region: 225-4298 (1357 amino acids)
Biological process (GO): microtubule-based movement
Molecular function (GO): microtubule motor activity; microtubule binding; ATP binding
Source: RefSeq, a predicted model, not a curated record
UCGUGCGUGUGUACGGUCUCGUGUUAGCGCUUAUCGUGUGUCAUUCGUUCGAUCGGCCGCGAUUUUUCUGCAUAAUAUAAUUUCGUAAUAAUUAUAAUAAUUUUGGCAUAAAAAAACGUAUACUACCCCCGUGUUAUAACGAAAUGCUAAAACUACAUUUUGUGCGUAUGCUGUUCGGAUUAUGUUCAUACGUCAUUUCGUCCGACGCAAAAGCUGAAUAAUAAAUGGCUACUGUGGAAAUAUCGGCUUACGGGAGGCCACCGAGUCGUGGAGACAUGGCAACAAUAAUAGAUGGACGAAACAAACGGCUCAAAAUUGGAAAAACAAUUAGAAGAACAUCGCCAAUACCUGUUCUACCACCUAGAAUUCCUACACCUAUGCCAAAUCUACCGAAAGAUAGUUCCUCAAAACUAAAAAUUGCCAAAUACGAAAAGACAUAUCAAUCUUCUUUAGCGGCUCGUAUGCUACUAUUUACGACUGCAGAUUCUGAAAAAGAAAAUGGGAAACGUAUCGUAAAUAAGCAGCAGCAGCAGCCGCCGUUGUCGUCGUCUCCCGUCGCCGCCGCCGUCCCGUGCCACCGACGCCGCCGUGCAGAUGAGGAAGGGGAAGACCGGCACCGUCACCGGACCAGUGCCGUCGUCGUCCCGCCGCCGCCGAACGGAGGCGGUCGCAGUAGUGCCGCAAACCCGGAACAGUUCGCCCGCAGUCGGACGCACCGCAAGGACGACACGCACGCGUUGUACGCCGCCGCCGCCGCAAAGGCCGAAGACGAAGUACGACGUUUGACGCGCGGUCGCUUGCCUUUGCCGACGACGACGGACGUCGAAGCCGCUACAGCCACGGCUCUGGACUACCGCAGACGACGGUACGGUAUGUACGCCACGGCCGCCGUCACCGCGGACGACCGUUAUGGACACCGGUACGGCCUGUCAUCCGGCUUGACGACGCCGCAAGACCCGAAGACUUCGUCGGCCGCCGCAGCGUUCUUUUUGAGGGCGUCUCAAAAAUUGAAUCUAAAUGGUUCGCCUCAUCGCAGAAAAAGACGGGGAUCUCAAGGAGAAGAUGCUAUGACCACCCCGCACGGAUUCGCCAGCGGCCUGCACAAGCACGCGCCUCUUCUGCCAGCAUUGUUGCAGCGACGGAUUGCCGGCAAAGAACUUACUGGUGUGGGCAAGGUCAAAGUGAUUUUGAGAGUUACCAAAGGGGCCGACGAACAACCAGCGGCGACGGCUGAACCUGGUAACAACUUCAUGUCGGUGGACAAGAAGCACAGACAACUGACGCUAAUUGAUCCGAACGCACCUCCAGCUAGCGACGGUAGUCGGCGCGUGGGCGUCGCCGCUCCCAAAAUGUUCGCGUUCGACGCACUGUUCACGCAAGAAGACUCGCAGGUGGACGUGUGCAGUGCUACAUUGAUGGACGUCAUACAUGCUGUCAUUCAUGGAACCGAUGGAUCUGUAUUCUGUUUUGGCCACCAAAAUCUAGGUAAAACGUAUACAAUGAUCGGAUCGCCGGAAGACCCACAAACGUACGGGAUCAUACCAUGCGCCAUAUCGUGGCUUUUCAAAGGCAUACAGGAGCAGAAGGCGAGGACCGGUGCGCGUUUUUCAGUCCGUGUGUCCGCCGUAGAAGUGUCCGGACCCGCAAGUCCCGUUAAAGACCUGCUGGCCGGCCAAUCCAACGACGGCGAAGACAAUUUGCCAGGCCCUGGAGUGUACUUAAGGGGUGAGGACCCCGUGUUGGGCACACCGAUGCAACACUACAGCGAGUUGCGAGCGCAGACCAUAGAGAAAGCUGCGUACUAUUUGGACGUGGCGCUCAAUGUGCGGAAUUCCUCCCCAGAGUCACACAUGUUGUACACUUUAAACGUUUACCAAUACACCGUACCGACCGGUUCGUCUGCAGUUGCUGGAGGUCGAAGUCGGUUGCAUCUUUUGGAUUUAGGUAGUUGCGAAAGAAGCAAGUCUUCAGGCGGAUUGACACUUUCCGGUUUGGGAAACGUACUGCUGGCCAUAUUUAACGGUCAAAAACAUCUACCACACAGAGAACAAAAACUCACUCAACUCUUGAAAGAGUGUUUGAACUCGCUGACGUGCCACGCGGCAAUGGUCGCUCACGUAUCGCCAGCCGCUCAACAGUACACGGAAACUUUGUCCGCCGUACAGCUGGCUUCCCGGAUACAUCGGAUGCGCAGACGGCGGUUUAAGUUUGUCGGCGUGGCCAGCGGCUGCGGAACUUCUGGGGAUACCGAUCCAAAAAUUCAAAACGGCGUGGGGUCGACCGAAGUGGAACCUUCCAGCAGCGAACAGUCGGCCGACACGGUGAUCUACGUCGGGCCCAGCGAGGAGACGGACGGUGAACACCCUCCCGUCCAUAUACCCAGCCUGUCGGCGGUGGAAAACCGCUGUCACCCGUUGAACAAAUUGCUCCGGGAACCCGGACAGAGCAAGUCGACGCCGUCGUCGCCACAGCGGUCGGUGCCAAUCAGCACCGCGGCCAGAGCGCCCGCGGCCAAGGCGGCUGCCAAACCCAACGGCGUGUGCAGCGCACGGUCUUCGCCGGUUCGAAAUCCGCGGACUUCGUCGGUUCGGAAAGAGCGGCCCGAGGAGAGGUGGAUCGACGGGCCGCGCAUAUCCAAGAGCCGGGCGCACGGCGCCCGGGCGCUGUUGAUGUCGAAGAACGACGACGGGAAAACUACCGGCGAGACGUGGAUAGACGGGCCGAUGCACGGGGCCGGAAGCCAACACGCCAACGUUUACGGGUUCAUGGACUACCACAAGAAGAAUAUGAUAAAAAAAUGGGUGGAACAUCAAGUGUACCAGGUUACGGACAAACAGAACAGACACCGUGCGGCGGAGACCAAAGAGUACACGACGUUUAAAACGGACGAGUUGGGCCCCAGAGGGCGUGCCAGCGGUCAAGAAGAAAACGGCGACGACGAGCCCAAGUGCGAUCAGAUGUCCGUGGCCACCAGAUCGAUAAUCGAAAACAGCCACCAAGUCAGCAGAGUGGUAUCCAUUGAACGACUCCGUGGAUCAAAUUCUGACGAAUACAACGAAGAAGACGAAGAAAUCGAACUGGAAAUCGUCGAAGUCGAAGAACUCGACGAACCCGUUCCGACUCAAGACAGUUGCUUACAGGUGACGGAAGAGGACAUCGCGUUCUGUAUGGGAGAACUGGAAAAUCCGUUGCCAGAAGUCGAUCAGGAAGAACAUCCGUUGAGAAUACUCAGUCAAGAAAAUAUGACUGUGGUGUCUACAUUUACGGACUCACUGUCGGUCGCCAACGAUCUCGAUAGAGUGUUUUCGAGACCGGGUGGCAAUUCUUUUAGGCAAUUCAACCAUCACAGACUUCAGUCAGCGCCGCAACACGAACAAAAAUCGUCAAAAGAUCAAUUUCGAUACGAACAACUGUCUCGAUUACACGAGCUGUACAACGGCAAAGUUGGCGUACCCAAACACGUUCCUAACAAUUUCAACCACUCGUCCACGUUACCUACGCGCAUGCAAUCCGCCUCGCUGUCAGACGUUUUCAAAAACGGCACCACGGAAAGCCCGUCCAUGAAUAACGAUUUCACCCAUCCGUCGAACGAUUUUGAUAACAACAGCAUCGCCAGCGAACCCGCUUACUUGCUGAACGAUAAUAGUCAAUUUUGUCAUAACUGUCGAAUGAAUUUGACGAGCACCGAUGAUUUGACUAGUAACCUGUGGAUGCACUACGGAGAACUGCACACGCUCAGUCGUUUUCACUCGUUCAAACACGUUAGUAAAAAUAUAUCAAGCCUAAGACAUCCGGACGGCGCGUCCAAUCCAAAUUUACAGUCUGAAACGUGCCGGGAGCCCGGAAAUGGUGCCGAGGAAUCCAAGGAUAAGAAAAGUCAAGGCAGCGACGAAGGGGAUAUCGAAGAAGUACCGUACCCACCGCCUUUGCAAUCGGAACUCUUGUCGUUGAGCAGAGACGGGUUGGACAGCAAAACCCGAGUGCAAUCCGUGUUGAAUGGGUUCACGCCUUAUUCGGGCAGGUUAAACCACAAUUAUUCAUUGAACACCAACAACGGCAAGUCUCACGACCCAGGAGGGAACAACGGUCAUCGGUUGAAAAAUGACCACAACGUCUGGAACGGUGGUAGGACCCGGUUCGAAGACAUCAAACAGCUGAAGGAGUUCAACUUGACAAGCAACAAAUUGUUCAGCCAACGGUGGUUUACAGACAAACAAAACCCGAGAGCGAAGAAUCUGAACGAAACUGGCAACAGCAAUACUGCGGCCACCCAUCAGAACAGCAAGUGUGAUAGCUAGGAGACGGGAUGGCACGUGUACAGUCAAAUCAAUUUGAUACAAUAUAAUAUAGAAAAAGAGAUUUUUGUUCAUUUUUACUUUUUACAAAGUGUAGUAUAAUAAUAUUAUACAUCAUAUAUUAUUAUAUUAUUAUUAUUAUUAUUAUAUUAUAUGUGAACAGAGCAUAAUAUAAAUAAUAUUAGUACCUACUCGGAGUGAGUUUAAAAUUAUAUUCUUUACAUUUUACACGUUAUCAGAUUUUUUAUGGAUGUUAGACGCGUAAAAAGUAAAUACGUAUAGUGUAUACAUAUAUAAUAAAAAAUAUUAUAUUUUUAAUAAGCACGUAAACUGCUGUGCUGCCGCCGUCGACGACGAUGUUGUGCAUUCGAUUUGGGUCGUCACGCCGUACGACACGCGACGUUUCGUUACGAUUUUUUCAGAACCGAUAAAAAAAUGUUUAAAAAAAAACCCAAAACUCGCACGCACCGAGUAAGAUAUUCUACUAAUUAUUUAUUAUUAUUAUUAUUAUUAUUAUAUUAUAUUGAAUUAGACUCCUUAGAUAUUAUUUGUUUUUUCU